Chelonoidis abingdonii (Abingdon island giant tortoise) is the source of this 3854-nucleotide messenger RNA. It is a transcript of the gene SEMA3C, whose product is annotated as semaphorin 3C. Lineage: Eukaryota; Metazoa; Chordata; Testudines; Testudinidae. The record is from RefSeq and is a predicted model, not a curated record. Gene Ontology annotation, molecular function: chemorepellent activity; semaphorin receptor binding. Gene Ontology annotation, biological process: negative chemotaxis; positive regulation of cell migration; semaphorin-plexin signaling pathway. Gene Ontology annotation, cellular component: plasma membrane.
UUAGCCGCCUCUGUAAAGUGGUUGCUGGGAGGGCAGUAGGACCAGAGGGAGUGGUGACUGUAAUUGGAAACCAAAGCUUUCACCGGCAGAGCUCAGCUACUUUCCAUUCACUCCUAGGUGCUUAAUUAAGGAAUGGGGAGAAGAGCUCCUGGUGCCUGAUCGCAAUAAGGAUUAUUUUACAAAGAAACUGGGAGUACGUUUGCAACUGCCAGGAGGAAAAGGUUUUCUGCAAUGACCCAGGUUUGGAAUUAAAGUGUUCUGGUAAAAGGAGCGGAGUCCAUGCACUGAUAGAAAUUUGAUGGCAUUGCACUACUGAUCCCUUCAGUAGCUGGGUUUUAUUUCUUGGAUAUUAAGUUUCACAUCUGAAGAUAUGGCACUUCUAGCAGUCCCCGUGUUGAUUGGGAUGUUUAUUUACUGUAGCACUGUAAAAGGAUCCUCACAGCCUCAGGCCAGGGUGUUCUUAACAUUCAAUGAGCUGCAGGAAACCAAGACCUCUGAAUAUUACCGUAUAUCCCACCACCCACUCGAUUACAGGAUAUUAUUAAUGGAUGAAGAUCAGGACCGGAUCUAUGUGGGCAGCAAAGAUCACAUUUUGUCUUUGAAUAUUAAUAAUAUAAGCCAGGACCCUCUGAGUAUUUUCUGGCCAGCAUCAGCAAUCAAAGUUGAAGAGUGCAAAAUGGCUGGCAAAGAUCCUACACAUGGCUGUGGAAAUUAUAUACGUGUGAUACAGACCUUCAAUCGCACCCAUUUGUACGUCUGUGGGAGUGGAGCAUUCAGCCCAGUAUGCACAUACCUCAAUAGAGGGCGCAGGUCUGAGGAGCAAGUCUUCAUGAUCGACUCCAAGUGUGAAUCGGGGAAGGGGCGCUGUUCUUUCAACCCUAAUGUGAACACAGUAUCUGUUAUGAUCAACGAAGAGCUGUUUUCAGGAAUGUACAUAGAUUUCAUGGGGACCGAUGCAGCAAUUUUUCGCAGUUUAACCAAACGGAAUGCAGUGAGAACUGAUCAACACAAUUCUAAGUGGCUGAGUGAGCCUAUUUUUGUGGAUGCUCAUCUCAUCCCAGAUGGCACAGACCCUAAUGAUGCCAAAGUGUACUUCUUCUUCAAAGAGAGGCUUACGGACAACAGUGGCAGCACAAAACAGAUUCAUUCAAUGAUUGCUAGAAUAUGCCCAAAUGAUACUGGUGGACAGCGUAGUCUUGUAAACAAAUGGACAACUUUCUUGAAAGCAAGACUUGUGUGCUCAGUAAUGGAUGAGGAUGGAACGGAAACAUACUUUGAUGAAUUAGAGGAUGUAUUUCUCCUAGAAACAGAUAACCCUAGAACAACACUGGUGUAUGGAAUUUUUACAACAUCAAGCUCUGUAUUUAAAGGUUCAGCAGUGUGUGUGUAUCACUUGUCUGAGAUCCAAACAGUGUUCAAUGGACCCUUUGCACAUAAGGAAGGUCCUAACCACCAGCUAAUUCCAUAUCAGGGCAGAAUUCCAUAUCCACGACCUGGCACAUGUCCUGGAGGAGCCUUUACACCCAACAUGCGGACAACCAAGGAAUUCCCUGAUGAUGUUGUGACCUUUAUUAGGAAUCACCCUUUGAUGUUCAAUCCCAUUUAUCCAAUACACAAAAGGCCAUUAAUCAUUCGGACAGGAACAGACUACAAGUAUACAAAGAUAGCAGUGGACCGAGUUAAUGCUGCUGAUGGACGAUACCAUGUCUUAUUUCUUGGAACAGAUCAGGGGACUGUACAGAAAGUUGUUGUCCUACCCACCAACUCUUCUGCAAGUGGAGAGCUCAUUUUAGAAGAACUGGAGGUUUUUCAGAAUAAUGCUCCCAUAACAACAAUGAAGAUUUCAUCUAAAAAGCAACAGUUAUAUGUGAGCUCGGAUGAAGGGAUCACGCAGGUAUCUUUGCAUCGCUGCCAUAUCUAUGGAACAGCCUGUGCUGACUGCUGCCUAGCCAGAGAUCCUUACUGCGCUUGGGAUGGCAAUUCUUGCUCCAGGUUCUACCCAACAGGGAAGAGGCGGAGUCGUAGACAAGAUGUGAGACAUGGAAAUCCUAUGACUCAGUGCCGAGGAUUUAACUUGAAAGCGUACAGAAAUGCAGCAGAAGUCAUUCAGUACGGAGUGAAAAACAACACCACCUUUCUUGAGUGCACCCCUAAAUCUCCCCAGGCAUCCAUUAAAUGGCUCUUACAGAAAGACAAUGACCGAAGGAAAGAGGUCAAACUUAAUGAAAGGAUCAUAUUGACUGAGCAAGGACUCUUGAUUCGCUCUGUCCAGGAUACUGACAGAGGACUCUACCAUUGCAUCGCAACAGAGAACAGCUUCAAGCAAACCAUAGCAAAGAUCAACUUCAAAGUGUUAGAUUCAGAUAUGGUGGCCUUCAUGACUGACAAGUGGUCCCCCUGGACCUGGGCCAGCUCUGUACGAGCACUGCAGUUCCACCCAAAGGAUUUCAUUGGAGCUUUCAGCCAUUCAGAAAUGCAGAUGAUUAACCAAUACUGCAAAGACAGUAGACAGCAAGGACAGCACAGAGAAGAAUCCCAGAAGAUGAGAGGGGACUAUGGCAAGUUAAAGGCCCUGAUUAAUAGCAGGAAAAGUAGGAACAGAAGGAAUCAAUUACCAGAAUCUUAAUUUUUUCGUUUGGAGCCUCAGAUGUGUUUGUUCUCCCUAAAAGGGGCUCUUGUUUGUCUGCUGAGAGCAUAUUAAAAUAAAAAUUAGUAAAGCAUGCCUGAGAAACAUUCUUCUCCCAGUAAAAUGCAGUGUAACUUAAUUAGAGAAAAUAUAAAACCAGCAUUUUCUUUGUGAGAUGCUCACUGGCACUGCCUAGGUCCCCAUUGUAGCAGCAAAACUGAAUAUUUCCCUUAACCCAUUUGAUAUCCUGAUAUUUACUUACAGUUGAAGAGAAAGAAAGAAAGAAAGAAAGAAAAAGAAAAUCAGUGCAUUAAUUUGCAGUUUUGGAAUUAAGCAGAACAGAAGGGGAGAGAGAUAAUUUGGGUUAAGAUGGCUGUUCAAAUGAGGGUGGUGCCCAUGGGUUUCUUGCACUGUAUUUAAGUCUAUGAGUUUCUAAUUGUUUACGGUUCACUGUUGGGUUUACAAUUUUCAUUCACUGUACAAGUCAUGUGAAUGCAUGAAGCUAAGAAGCUGGCAAAAGUAAAGUACAGUAGAAGUGGAUAGUACAGGGGAAAAAAACUGAAGGUCAAAUUAAAAUAAAAGUAGGACAAAAAGAGAAAAAAUGGUUUUAUACCUCAGGAAUUACUGAUUAUUGUUCAUUAUAUGAGCUGUAAUACAUUCUGAGACAUAAUUUACAAAUAUCUCUGCUCAUAUUGCCAUCAAAGAGCAUAUUGGCCCUACAACACUUCAUAGCUUUGUAAGCAACAUGAAGACUCUGAUUAUAGGUAACAUUUUCAAAAGUAUCUAAGUCACUUAGGUGCUUUUCAAAAAGGUUACCUUCCUGUGAGCAGAAUGUAGAUCUAUGGUACAACAUUUCCUCAAAUACUAGAACUACAGAUUUCUUUUAUAAUGUCCCUAAUGAUAAAGGUUAGAGCUGGUUGAAAGAUGUGGAGAAAAAAUCAUGAAAAUUUGUGAAAGUUUCAAAAGCAGUAUCUUUUCAAAGUUUUCCAAGAGAGCUGACUAAAAAAUAUUCAGAAAACUGCUUUCCAAAUUAUUUGAUUUCAAAAAUAUCCAGUUUUCAAUUUUUUUCUUUUCUUUCAUCCUUUUCUCCUUUUUUAUUAACCCAUGUGCUAUUUGUUGCUGAAAAGGGAGAAACAAGGGUACGGUUUAGAAAGGGACAAAAAAGAAAACUGAAAAAAUAUUUUUUGUCCAAAAAAAAAGAGGAACAUUGCAAAACAAAAGUUUUGGU